AUGAGAUUUAUGCCAAAGAGCUCUUUCAUCAGAUUUUUAGAAGAUUAUGGAAAUAUUUUUGAAAUCUCUGAUGGGUCAGAUGAUGAACAAGAAGAAGGUGAGAUUACAGAUCCAGAAAUAAGAGCAAGGUCAGAUAUUCAGAUAUGCCUUAAGCACUCUAGUUCAUCUCAGGUGUGUAGAGGUAAUUGUAAUAAUUUACAUAUCUGUAAAUUUAAAUUUAUCAGCAAUUGUCCAUCUGGGAAUUGUCGGUAUGGACAUGAUCUUAAAACAGAUCACAACCGCCAAUCUCUUAUGCAUCACUUUAUGCAACUCCUUGAACCUGAUCAGGUCCGGAUACUGUUAAGCGGUUUGGAGCACAGAAGGGGUGUGACAAUCCCUUCUAUUUGCACCUAUUACAAUAAAAUCAAUGGUUGUAAGGAACCUGUAAAUUGUCCACAUCUACAUGUCUGCGCUUUUAUCGCAGGUAAAUGUGCAUUCCAACCCAACUGUAAACGUUCUCACGAUCUAGAAGAUGAACAACCCAAGAAGGUUUUGAGUAAAUUUGGGAUAGAGAUGAACGCACAUAACAAAGAUAAUUUGUUAAAAAUGUUUAAAUUUGGUUCUCUGCAUUCUUCACGGGGUCAAGGUGUCAGCAAAAUAACCCAUCUCUAUAGUCGCAGUGUAUCAACUGUUCCAGAUAAGACUGCCAAAAAAGAAACAAAAGACAAUCAGGAAGGAAGUGUCUCAGAACCUCGCUCUGAAAUCAGUAAACCUCUUCGUUAUUGGAAUAUGGAUUAA
Saccostrea cuccullata (small rock oyster) is the source of this 777-nucleotide messenger RNA. Its product is annotated as protein mono-ADP-ribosyltransferase PARP12-like. Gene Ontology annotation, cellular component: nucleus. The transcript has a single exon. Lineage: Eukaryota; Metazoa; Mollusca; Bivalvia; Ostreida; Ostreidae. Gene Ontology annotation, molecular function: NAD+ poly-ADP-ribosyltransferase activity; NAD+-protein mono-ADP-ribosyltransferase activity; metal ion binding. The record is from RefSeq and is a predicted model, not a curated record. Bases 1 to 777 code for a protein of 258 amino acids.